Diabrotica balteata is the source of this 1466-nucleotide messenger RNA. The record is from the annotation of a GenBank genome assembly. Lineage: Eukaryota; Metazoa; Arthropoda; Insecta; Coleoptera; Chrysomelidae.
UAAGGUCUAAGGACACUGACAAACAUUGUGCUAGUUUACGUACGCGAAAUGGCGUAGAAUAGGAAUAAUGUGUAAUAGUAUAGGUUUUCGUAUGUUUUUUUGGAUUUUAAUUAUAAUUUGUUUCAAAGUUACUAUAGCCAGUGAGUUUAAAUGCGGAAGACCUUUGGGUGUAGAAUUUCGUUUGUUACCAGAAGACAGAAUCGUUGCUGGUUACGAUAUUGGUUAUUACAGAUAUCCCUGGUAUGCAGCACUUAUUAGAUUUAAAAUGGUAUCCUGCGGGGGGGCUCUUAUAGCACCUCAGACAGUUUUAACAGCUGCUCACUGUUACAAGGACUUUUUGAAGGCAGCUAAAAAAGGGUAUAGACCACUGGAGUCCUUCUAUACAGUAAGAAUGGGCAUUUACAAUAUUUGUCAAUCGGAAUCAACUCAAAGAGAAUACAAAAUCGAAAAAGUGAUCAUACAUAAUAACUAUUUCAAGAAAAUGCCUUAUUAUGAUAUAUGUUUACUUAAACUCUCUGGAAAUACAGAUCAGUAUCAACCAAUUUGUUUACCACCACCUAAUUUAAAAAAAAAGCCAAUCGACGCAACUGUUCCCGGAUUGGGUACUUUGAGGUAUCAUGGAGCAAUGCCUUGUACAGUACAUGAAGCUAGAUUGUUAAUAUACAACGAUACAGUGUGUCAUGUUAUGAUGAAUAAUACAGGCAACGAUGCAAGUAUAAUGGAAAAGUCAUUUUGUGCUGGAUAUUUACAAGGAGGAAUUGACACCUGUCAGGGUGACAGUGGAGGUCCAUUGCAAUCGAUGUCUCCAGAAGGUGAUUUUGUUUUAAUUGGUAUCGUAUCAUUUGGUUUCCGCUGUGCAGCUCCUGGAAUGCUAGGCGUGUACACAGAUGUCUCACAGUAUAUAGACUGGAUAGAAGAAAAGUCUGGCAUCGAUAUUCCAACAUAUUCAAACUCUAUUAGCACAUCUGGAGAAUCUGAUUCUAAGCCUAUUAAAAGACCAACUGGGAAACCUCCAAAGAGAAUUAACGGUCAAGGAAUUAUUGGCGGAGGAGGAGUCCAUGUGACACGGCCUUUCCGUAGACCAGUUCGGAUUAUCAUAGUAAGAAACAACCAUUUACAGCCAAUGACAAAAGUGUUACUUCACCAUCCGAUUAUUCGACACAACCAACAUAAAAGUCCUUAAAACCAUUUCUAAAGUAUUUAAAACUUACCUAUAUGAGAGUUCAUGACAGCCAUACGUUCCCUUAAUAAUUAUAUUUAUAUUAGCAAAUUAUUUGCCGAAUCGGUCAACUUGUUAUCUUUCUAAUGAUAGUUGAUAACAGUGAACUCUCAUAUAAACUCUCAGGUAAACAACUGGAAUAUUAAUAUGUUAUAAACGAAAAAAGACUUACAAGAGAAUCUUUAUGUAAUUUAUGUAAAAUAAAAUUCAUAAAACAUAAUAUUAAGGCAGUUUUUAGUUAUUCACG